UCUGGCUGAACGUGACGUGCCGGAGAGCAGCGAGGUUUCCUGGCGGAGCUGCGGAGGGAGCAGGAGCGGGUCUGCUGUCUGUCUGUCCGUGUGUCUGUCUGCCUGCCACCGCAGUCUCUCGUCUGUCUGUGGGACACACACGCACACAAAAAAACCCCUCCUAUUUCUUCAGCUUUCCACGGUGUCAGCGGCUAUGGAUGCAUCGCUGUCCUCCUCCUGUUCUCCCCGCUGUUGGAUGCUCCAGUGCCCAUAGAGGAGGAGGAGGGGGAGGAAGAGGCGGAGGAGGGGGGGCAUCCUUGUCAUUCUUCGACUACCAGGCUGACUCACCGCAGGAGCGCCUGAACACAGAAGAAGAAGAAAAGCAAAAAGGAGAAGUUUAAGAGAACAAGGGAGAAACAGAGUUAGAGAGGCAAAAGGGAGGGAGAGAAAUAGGGGAGAAAAAAAAACGAUAAAGAAGAGCUGAGGGAUACUAAGAGGGAGGAAGAAACCUGAAGAAAAAACAAGAGGAAGUUGGGUUGGCGGGGCGAGAGGAGGAAAGAGAAAGUGAUUUUGGGGAAAAUAAAGAGUGAAAUACACUGUUCAGAUCUGUGGGAGACCAGUCAGCAGAUCUGAGGUCAGGUGAGAGAGGGCGCAGGUAGAUUGGAGGUCGGAGGUCAAGCGGCGGUCAGACUGAAGGCUGACUGAGCUUCAGCUGUCCCGCCACCCCCCCACCCCCACCCCCCCUACAGCCCUCCCUUCACCGUCAGCACACUGGGAGAAGUGGGAGGACUGGUGACGAGGAGAAGCCACCAUGAGCGACCUGAACGUCGUCAAGGAAGGCUGGGUCCAGAAAAGAGGCGAGUACAUCAAGAACUGGCGACCGCGUUACUUCCUGCUGAAGUCAGACGGAUCUUUCAUCGGCUACAAGGACAAACCGCAGGACUCUGACCUGGCAUACCCCCUCAACAACUUCUCUGUAGCAAAAUGCCAGCUGAUGAAGACGGAGCGACCCAAGCCCAACACCUUCAUCAUCCGCUGCCUGCAGUGGACCACGGUCAUCGAGAGGACUUUCCACGUCGACACUCCUGAUGAGAGGGACGAGUGGGCCGAGGCCAUCCAGAUGGUUGCAGAGUCUCUGGCCAAGCAGGAGGAGGAGGGCAUCCUGUGCAGCCCCACCUCGGCCAUCGAGAACGUCAACGAGGAGGAGAUGGACACCUCCAUCGGACACUACAAACGGAAGACAAUGAAUGACUUUGACUAUCUGAAGCUUCUGGGCAAAGGCACUUUUGGGAAAGUCAUUCUGGUGAGGGAGAAGGCGAGCGGCACCUACUACGCCAUGAAGAUCCUCAAGAAGGAAGUCAUCAUAGCAAAGGAUGAAGUUGCUCACACACUCACAGAAAGUAGGGUAUUAAAAAACACUCGGCAUCCAUUCCUAACUUCUCUGAAGUACUCGUUCCAGACGAAGGAUCGGCUGUGCUUUGUAAUGGAGUACGUCAACGGAGGAGAGCUGUUUUUCCAUUUGUCAAGAGAAAGAGUUUUCUCGGAGGACCGCACCCGUUUCUACGGCGCUGAGAUCGUCUCCGCUCUAGAUUACCUUCAUUCUGCAAAGAUCGUCUAUCGGGAUCUGAAGCUGGAAAACCUCAUGUUGGACAAAGACGGCCACAUCAAGAUCACAGACUUCGGCCUGUGCAAAGAAGGCAUCACCGACACUGCCACCAUGAAGACCUUCUGCGGGACUCCAGAGUACCUGGCUCCUGAGGUGCUGGAGGACAACGACUACGGCCGGGCGGUGGACUGGUGGGGUUUGGGCGUGGUGACGUACGAGAUGAUGUGCGGCCGCCUGCCGUUCUACAACCAGGACCACGAGAAGCUGUUCGAGCUCAUCCUCAUGGAGGAGAUCAAGUUCCCCCGGACGCUGUCGGCCGACGCCAAGUCGCUGCUGUCAGGGCUGCUCAUCAAGGACCCCAACAAACGGCUGGGCGGCGGGCCGGAUGACGCUAAGGAGAUCAUGCGACACAGUUACUUCAAUGCAGUCGACUGGCAGGACGUCUACGACAAGAAGCUGGUCCCACCUUUCCAGCCGCAGGUCAGCUCAGAGACGGACACACGCUACUUCGACGAGGAGUUCACAGCACAGACCAUCACCAUCACCCCGCCGGAGAAAUACGACGAGGACGGGAUGGACGCAGCGGACAACGAGCGGAGGCCUCAUUUCCCACAGUUCUCGUACUCAGCCAGCGGGCGGGAGUGAGCCGGCCGGUGUCGUCCCCAUUCGUGGCCAUUUUUGAGGAAAACACGUAGCCAUUUUAGGAAAAAAAAAAUACCAGUCUCCCCUCUUUUUCUCCUGCUCUGCCUCCUCACAGACGGGGAGAAGUCUUUUUAGGGACUUUAAAAAGAGGUUUUUGCACAGUGGGAUAGACUCCAGCCGGUCUCCCCACACUAAAAAAAUAAGUCUCCUACAUUUUCAGCGCUAUUUACUGCAGAAGGCAAUGUUUUUGUUAUUUAUUUUUUCUCUCCGUCAGUAUUCAGUUGUCGACCCGGGUCAUCUUUCUUUUUUUCUGCCCUUUUUUUUCUUCAAAUCUUCUUUUGACUUUUUUGCACUUGGUUUGGAAGAGCCGUUUUAGGGAACAAAAAACCAAAAAUGUUGCCUUACGUGUGCAGAUGUUUCGUAUCAUACCGACAGGGUGUUUUGUUUUGUUUUUCGGGGAGAGGGCGGGCGGGUUUUUCCGGGGGUUAUGAGAGGGGAGGGGAGGGGUGGGGGUUAUUCUUAGUUGAGAAUAAGUGCAUGGCUCGUGGUUCACUCAAAAAAAAUGACAAAAAAAUAUUUUCUUUCUCAUGCAUUUGCCAUGGCAGCGCACAUUCCCCCAAUCCCAUGGCAAUGAAAUCACUGUCUGCAGAUAAACUUAAAAAAAACAAAAGAAGGACGAGGACGGACGACUCUGUAUCAUCCUCUCAUCGUUGCAGUGUUACUACUUUCGUAUUUUUUCAGCCCCAUGUGAGUUUUUGUUUUCUUGCGCUUUUACUUCCAAGUGUGUUCUUUUAUUUUGAAAACAGGAAACACUAAACUGCCAGAAACUGCACAGUUCACUCAGGCGCCACAGAGCACAACCGCGUUCAAACUCAGCUAACCGCUCCAGCUUUCCACAGCCGGCAGGGGAACGAGGCCUUCUCUGCUUUCUCACCGCUUCUCCUCCUCCUCCUCCUCCUCCUCCUCCUCUUCUUCACCUCCGCUCUUUGUUUCCUCAUCGUAGCUGUAGGACUAGUGGAAUGGGUGUUUACACAGGGAAAUGUGGCUUAAUGUAUGUAUGUAAUGUAUGUAUGUUGGACAUGGGGGUCAACUUUAUGCUGUCAUAGCAAACACACACACACACACACACAGACACACACACACACACGUAUUUACACUCAGACACAGGAAACAGCUGUGACUGAAGUCGACAGUUUACUCCAAACAAAAGCAUAUUUGGUGUUUUCAUAUCAGACUACGCAAUGCAGCUAAAGGCGUGUCUUUCAGAAUCAGCUGGAGUUUGUGAGGUGCUGCAAGACGACGCUUUCUGGAGCUUUCUGAAAAUGUAAUGAUGCACAGUAGCCAGGGUUCCAUGCAAAUGCAUUUUGCUGAAUUUUAUAGAAAAUCUGCUGUAGAAAAUACAGGAGUGCCCGUCCCCAGACUCUACCGUUAUGCGAUUAUAUGAUGAGUUUGGUUCAUAGAGAUGAGCAGCAGGUGGUGCCAGUUCCUCAUGCAGAAAACCAUUACAGCAUUGUGGAAGAAAAGGAUGCAACGAGAUGAUUUAAACAGCAGUCAGUGACUAUUAGCAUUUCCUGUGACGACUCCAACAGAAAACUAGUUUUGCCAGUUUAAUGCUUUUAUUGUGAAGCUGCAGCGGUAGGAAAUGUUCAGCUUGCAUCAGACGUUACUCUCUGGGGGAUGUUGCCACAGACACCCAGUUUGUUGUCUUACAAAUGUAGAAAUACUGCAAUACUUUAAUCAGCAUUUUAAUACCUGCACAGACAUUUAAUUAAAGGAAAAUGUUUGCGUUUACGACUUAAGGGUGCUUCAGUUAAAUGUUAGCGCAGACUAAAGUCACAUCCAGCUUCAUGUAGACUACAUCUAAUGGUAGUUUAGAAAUACACCCAGGCAGAAUUAGCACAAACCUAGAGAGUCCUGCCCUGUAGUGGUUCGAGAGCAAAUUAAAAAACCCUCAACUGAAGACUGGUGAUAACUAAGUCAGACCCUCAAAUAUGGAGAUCUCUGUUGUAUAUCAUAUUAAAGUGGAUCUAUGGCUGUUGGACUGACUGGAUAAGACAUCAUGUUGGGUUUUGAGGCUCUGGGAUGGACAGUUUUCACUAUUUUCUAACGUUUUAGAAAACAAACGAUCAAUCUACACGACAAUUAGCCAAUCAAUCCAUAAUCCAGAUAGCUGAAUGUGACAUUCUGGUUUAGUAUUGACAAUUCUCCCAGGAGGAAAAUAAAAACAGGUCAAAAUGAAUUUGUUUUGGAGGAAACUGUCCACUGAAUAUAAUCUGCUGCUCUCGGUACACACUCUUCAGGGUUCCUACACACAUCCAGAAAGGUUCACUUCAGUGGGAGAGGUUUAAUGGGAGGGAUUUCCGGGUCUUUAAAAGCUGUUUGCAAAUGCUGAAGAUGAUCGGAGAAUAUGGUGUUCUUGGCGUCCAGGUGUACAAGUGAUGAGACGCAUGACUGUGAAACAUAUCGAACAGUGAGGGAAGCUCUAUAGAUCUUUUUGUGUGUGUGUGUGUGUGUGUGUGUGUGUGUGUGUGUGUGUGUGUGUGUGUGUGUGUGUGUGUGUGUGUGUGUGUGUGUGUGUGUGUGUGUGUGUGUGUGUGUGUGUGUGUGUGUGUGUGUGUGUGUGAGAGAGAGAAGAAUUUGGAUCUUUAUUGGGAGUGUGUAGGAACCCUGACCACACACACUCACAUUCCAUCCAUACUCACACACUGAUAACAAAGAGACUGUUUUUAGACGAUAGAUCAGAGUGAAGAAAAUGUAAUUUAUCACACGGACACUAACAGAAACGUGGCUUCCAGAUGCAGGCCUUGUGUCCUGUCAGUAUUAUGAGAAACAUUUAUACACACACACACGUUUUUAAACCUAUAAUGGUAUCAAUAAAUCACUCAUCAUGUCACGAGAAAAUCUGAGCCGUGAGACACUCCUGUAAGAAGACUGUGAGGACUGCCGGAGAAAAGGUCACCCCGAAACUCCUUGAUGUAAAUAUGCAAUGCCUUUUUCUUUUUCUGGUUUUGGGUCUAUCGUGGCAUCUUGACAGACAUUCAACAUGUGUUUCUGUGUGACUGUACUUCAAGCUUGCUGAUGAGAAUAGUGACUGAAAAAACAACAACAACCACGACUCUGCAUUUAAGAGAAAAAAGGAGGAGAAAACUGAAGGACAGUGUGGAAGACUCGGACCCUUCUGCUGAUUUAUCUUUUUCUUUGUGUGGGUCGGUGAUACUCGUUAUGGGACGAUGUUUCCCAGCCCGUUGACUCCUGACUUCCUGUGAGAGGACGGGACUGUAACUGUGGAGUCUGCACUGUCAUGUCUGUCCCCUGCACCCUCUUUAAAAACUCAAAAAAAUACUAAAAAGUGGGACCAUGGAUUACAUUUUUUCUUUUUUGUUGCAGUGCUGGUUUCAUCAGGUUGUUCCAAUCCCCUCAUCCCUCCCCCUCCCAGGCCCCUCUUUUUUGUACCAUAGUAUUUGUUUUAUUUAUGUUUGUCAUUCUAGGCAGUGUUACCUUGUAUGUCGUUAAAAAAGGCACCUCUUGAAAGUCGCUGAAGGAUGAUGAUGAUGAUGAUGAUGAUGGAUGCAUUAACUGAAGUCUUUUUUUCUUUUUUUUUUGGAUCGUUUGCUUGUUUGUUUUCUUACCAAAACAUUAGGGCAAGAACCCAGUAGUGGACUUGCGUUGCCGUGGUAGUAUUUAUUUUGAAUUAAAUUAAAAAGAAAUACAUUUCAGGG
Eleginops maclovinus (Patagonian blennie) is the source of this 5946-nucleotide messenger RNA. It is a transcript of the gene akt3b, whose product is annotated as v-akt murine thymoma viral oncogene homolog 3b. Bases 791 to 2230 code for a protein of 479 amino acids. Gene Ontology annotation, biological process: protein phosphorylation. NCBI's taxonomy places the organism in Eukaryota, Metazoa, Chordata, Actinopteri, Perciformes, Eleginopidae. The record is from RefSeq and is a predicted model, not a curated record. Gene Ontology annotation, cellular component: cytoplasm; nucleus. Gene Ontology annotation, molecular function: ATP binding; protein serine/threonine kinase activity. The transcript is spliced from 14 exons.